Carassius carassius (crucian carp) is the source of this 1837-nucleotide messenger RNA. Its product is annotated as ras-related and estrogen-regulated growth inhibitor-like. Lineage: Eukaryota; Metazoa; Chordata; Actinopteri; Cypriniformes; Cyprinidae. Gene Ontology annotation, molecular function: GTPase activity; GTP binding. The coding region runs from base 1 to 927 and encodes 308 amino acids. The transcript is spliced from 4 exons. The record is from RefSeq and is a predicted model, not a curated record.
AUGCGCUCCAGCUGUCAGCAGAUGUUUCAGGAGACAAAUAUGAAGGUGGAGGGGAGCGUGUUCCUCACACACACACACAUUCCUGCAGGACUUUUUAAGUGGAAGCAGAUGAAAUCUGAGCUCCUUUAUGUAAGAGGAUUCACUUCGCUUGUUUGUUUGCAUGUGAAAUCCUCGACACAGGAUGUAGAGGACGUGAAGGAAGGUCACCUGCUCUCCCACACGCUCAUUAUUUCAGACAGCAGCACAAUAGAGCCGCACUCAUUCAGCUUCUGCAGAGCCGAGAUUCACUCCAUCUCAUUCACAACACCCACAUCCUUCCCAAACACAUAUCUGUGCUGUAUCUGCGUCAUGCACACCCAAGUCAAGCACAGCGCUGCACUGGUGGUUCGAUUCUUGACAAAACGAUUCAUCUGGGAGUAUGACCCGACACUCGAGUCCACCUACCGCCAUCAGGCCAAUAUCGAUGAUGAGACCGUCGGCAUGGAGAUUCUGGACACGGCCGGACAGGAGGACGUGCUUCAGAAAGAGGGUCACAUGCGUUGGGGCGAUGGGUUCAUCCUGGUCUAUGACAUCACGGACCGCGGGAGCUUCGAGGACGUGGCUCCGCUGAAGUGCCUCCUGGACGAGGUAAAGCGGCCCAAACACGUGCCUCUGGUGCUUCUGGGAAAUAAGGCGGAUCUGGAUCAUGCCCGGCAGGUGGCCACGGAGGAGGGCGAGCGGCUGGCGGCGGACAUGGCCUGUGCGUUCUACGAGUGCUCGGCGUGCUCGGAUCAGGUGGGGACGGGUGGAGGUGUGGCGGAGGCGUUUCACGAGCUCUGCAGGGAGAUCCGCCGCAGACGCGCUGUUCAGGGCAAGACCCGGCGCCGCAGCUCCACCACACACGUCAAACAGGCCAUCAACAAGAUGCUGACCAAGAUCAGCAGCUAAAGACAAGACUGCAGAACAUGAGCUUCCUCCUCAGUAUCUCCAGUACAAAGAUCUACACAUUCUUAAAGCGAUAGUUCACCCAAAAAUGACAAUGUGCUAUAAGUUUGCUCACCCUCCAAGGCCAUCCGUGCUCAGGAUGAGUUUGUUACUUCAUCAGGUUUGUAGAAAUGUAGCAUUGCAUCAGUGUCUCAUCAAUGGAAGCUAUGUAUUACGGUAUUUGAGUUAAAAACAUCUUAAUGCUGGAUGCAUUUCAGCUUUUGUCUUCUCCAGAUGUUAACUGUUGGACUGGAGUGCUGUGGAUUAUUAUUGUGAUGUUUUUUUCAGCUGUUUGGACUCUCAUUAUGACGGCAGAGCAAGUGAUGCAAUGCAAAAUUACUCCAAAUCUGAAGAAGAAACAAACUCAUCUACACCUGGGACCUGGGAUUAUGGACUGCACAGACGCAUCAGUGCCUCGUGUUUCUCCGUCUACAUGGUGUGUUUUCUCAGCGUGUUUCUCCACAGUCUGAGGCCUGCGGCUGUAUAUUUGUUCUUACGCCUGAACUGAAGGAUUGUGUGAAACGUCUUCACAGAUAUCUGCUUCUCAGAUCUCUCGCAUCUUGACCUAACAGAGAUGUUUUGAGUCGUCAAUAAAGCACUAUCAUGAUCGCAGCUCUCUGACUUCAAACGAGGAUGCAGGAAUGUCUCCUGAUGCUAUCUCUGAUGUUUCAGGACAGAUCAUGUCCACAUGUUUGUCUCCUUCUACUCUCGACUGACACAGGCUCCUGUAAACACGUGGAGAUUCCUGCUUUAAUGACUCCAGAGCUCUGUUUAUGUGUACAGUACAGUAAAGCCGUGUAUUUCUCUGGAGAUGCCUCUGCAGAAAUGUGUGUAAACCUGGUGCAUAUGAAAAGAAAACAGCUGCUGGUUUGCA